GAAUGUCAUAUUUUGAUUGACAAAAGCGCAAAAAAAUAAAAAAAAAAUAAAAAAAAAAUAAAAAAGAAAGAAAGAAAGAAAGAAAGGGGUUUUCUCAGUUGGGGUUUUGCUUUUAUUUCCGAGUAGGCUGAAUUGGAUUCAUGGAUAGUCCAAUUCCUGGUUGGAGUCUCCCUGUGCCUGAUCUGAGAAAGUCCCCCGGGGUGGAUCAUGGGCUAGUUGAGCUGUUAUGGGAAAACGGGCAGGUGGUAUUGAACAGCCAGACGCAUCGAAAACCGGGCUAUGGCUCGGACGAGUCACUGCAACCGCGUAAACAUGGAGAAUCAACAAUUAGAAGCAAUGGAAAUUCAACUAAUUUGAUUGAAGUUGAUGAAACAGAUUCAUGGAUUCAUUGCCCUAUCGAUGAGUCCUUUGAAAAAGAGCUCUUAUGGAACAAUUUUUCGAGUCCAAAUCCAUUGCCACCUCCAAGAUUCGAAAGCGGUCAUCAAUCGUCCCUCCAGAAUCAGAACUCUGGACAAAAUAUGGGUCGAUUUGGAGGACAGGGAGAGCAUUCGAUUAUGACGGUGGGAUCGAGUCACUGUGGCAGCAAUCAAGUCGUCAAUGAAUUGCGUAUGAGCCGUGCAGCUGCGGCCAAGAAUUACGGCGGAAAACUUAGUGAGAGCUUAGAAAGAGAGACACUUGAAACAGUUAUAACAACAUCUUCAGGUAGUAGCUUUGGGAAAACAACAUGUAAUCAGUUUACUGAUCGCAACAAUUCCCACAAAAGAAAAAUCAGAGAUGGUGAAGAUACAGAAUGCCAAAGUGAGGUAUUCACUGUGGAACCUAAUUUUAUUGUACAGUUACUUCUCGACCGCUUGGAGGGUUUCAACAUCUUUCAUGUUUUAACUUCGUUUCCUUAUUUUCAGUCAGAUAAAGCAUCCAUGUUAGAUGAGGCAAUUGAAUAUAUGAAGUCACUGCAAUUACAAGUUCAGAUGAUGUGGAUGGGAAGUGGAAUGGCACCAAUGAUAUUUCCAAGUGUGCAACAAUACAUGUCAAGAAUGGGAAUGGGAAUGGGAAUGGGGAUUGUUCCUUCAAUCCACAAUGUCCCUAUGCAUUUACUGAGGAUGCCAAUGCAAGUUGAUCAACAAAUCAAUAUGCAAAACCAGGCUGCAAUUCAUCAAAAUCCUGUGUUGAAUCCAGUUAAUUAUCAAAACCAAAUGCAAAAUCCAAAAUUUCAUGAUCAAUAUGCCAAUUACAUGGCCUUCCAUCAACUCCAAAAUGGCUUCCAGCCUAUGACCAUGUUCAACUUUGGCUCCCACACAUCACAGCAGAAUCACAUGCAACCACGACCACCUGCGAAUGGCAAUGGAUCGACUGGAUAAUCAUAAGUGACGGAGUUAGAAUUUUUCAUGUAAGGUCUCUCUGAUAAUAAUGCCCCUAGUUGAUGGUAAUGGAGUUUUAAGCAGAAAAGAGGAUAUAUAUAGAAAUUUUGGGCUGCUUUAUUUUCUCAAAGUGCCCCAAGAUUUAGAGCUCUCGUUGAAGUUAUCAUGUUCGUGCAAUAUGGGACUUUGAUAUAUUAAAUCAUAUCCUUAGACAUCGUGAUGCAAUAAUAUUACAUUUCAACUGAGCAUGUAUAAGUGUCAUUAUAAAUGCAAAGUAUUGUUGAGAACCA
Molecule: messenger RNA, 1648 nt
Organism: Olea europaea var. sylvestris
Lineage: Eukaryota; Viridiplantae; Streptophyta; Magnoliopsida; Lamiales; Oleaceae
Product: transcription factor PIF4-like
Exons: 7
Coding region: 141-1358 (405 amino acids)
Cellular component (GO): nucleus
Molecular function (GO): protein dimerization activity
Source: RefSeq, a predicted model, not a curated record